Molecule: messenger RNA, 4957 nt
Organism: Cuscuta campestris
Lineage: Eukaryota; Viridiplantae; Streptophyta; Magnoliopsida; Solanales; Convolvulaceae
Source: the annotation of a GenBank genome assembly
AGUCGGUUUAUUGUAUGUAGACAACCCCCUGAUCAGUUGGCGGCAACGGGCUAAAGGAGCCAUUUCUUACGAGGCAGCACAAUGGGUGUUCACGGUUUGUGGGAACUUUUGGCGCCAGUCGGCCGCCGGGUCUCCGUCGAAACCCUAGUCGGCAAAAGGCUCGCAAUCGAUGCGAGCAUAUGGAUGAUACAGUUCAUGAAGGCGAUGCGAGAGGAGAAGGGGGAUAUGGUGCGGAAUGCUCACCUGCUUGGCUUUUUUCGUAGAAUUUGCAAGCUGCUCUACCUCCGCACCAAACCAGUUUUUGUGUUCGACGGAGGCACGCCGGCUCUCAAGCGUAGAACAGUGAUUGCUCGCCGCCGCCAGCGAGAGAAUGCUCAGGCUAAGAUUCGUAAGACUGCAGAGAAAUUACUCCUCAAUCACCUCAAGGCAAUGAGGUUGAAAGAACUGUCUGCAGACUUGGAUAACCAGAGGAAAAAGAAUGAUUCGAAGGGUAAAAGUGUUGUUGGCAAGGAGAUGGAUACCGUGCAAGAAAUUUCAGGAAACAAGGUUUCUGCAAAUAUCGAGAAACAACAUAACAUGACUGAUACAAAGGGGAAAAAUGUCGUUUGUGAGGAAUCUGAUGCAUUGAAGAACACUCCACGAUCAAAUGGCUUUGCUUCAGACAGUUACAUUAAUCAGAAAGAAGUUGAUGAAAUGCUGGCAGCAUCCAUGGCGGCAGAGGAAGAUGAAAGCUUCUUCCCUAAUGCAUCAACAUCUGGUGCUGGUGACGACAGUGAUGAAGAUGAGAAGAUGAUACUUCCAGAAAUGCAUGGAAAAAUUGAUCCUUCUGUUUUAGCAUCUUUGCCUCCAUCUAUGCAACUCGAUCUCCUUGUUCAGAUGAGAGAGAGAUUAAUGGCUGCAAAUAGGCAAAAGUAUCAAAAGGUGAAGAAGGCACCAGAGAAGUUUUCAGAAUUGCAAAUACAGGCUUACCUUAAAACAGUUGCCUUCCGCCGUGAGAUAGAUGAAGUGCAAAAAUCUGCUUCCGGGAAGGGAAUAGGGGGUGUAAAGAUCUCACGUAUUGCAUCUGAGGCCAAUAGAGAAUUUAUUUUCUCGUCAUCAUUUACAGGAAACAAACAAGUCCUUACAUCCGCUGGAGAAAACCAAAAUAAGAAUGAACUAUUUGAAACACGAAGUUCAAACAAUUCAGCAACUAUGGUCAAUGAUAUUGCUGUUCAGAAAUCUAGUGUGGCACUAGAAUCUUUCCUUUCAGAGCCUGAAGGGAUAACUCAUGAUGAUGUGGAAACAUAUUUGGAUGAGAGGGGGCGGGUCAGAGUCAGCAGAGUGAGAGCCAUGGGAAUCCGUAUGACUCGCGAUCUGCAAAGGAACCUCGACUUGAUGAAAGAGAUUGAGAAGGAGAAGGUGGUACAAAAUGAAGAUGCUUGUAACUUACCUACGUUUUCCACAGUUAGCAGCAAUGCUACUACUGCACAUGAAGAGAUCCAGAAUUUGAAUGAUUCUGACACAGACCAUGGGAUGACCUGUAAUGAGGUCGAAAAUGUAGCAUCUCUUUUAAAAAGUGGGACUUCGCUUGAGAUAUCUUUUGAAGAGAAAAAAGAGCAUAACCGUGGUGGUGAUGAUGAUGAUCUAUUUGCUAGUUUAGUGGGAGGUAAUCCAAUAUUAGACUUUUCUGUAAGCAAUUCCCUUGCUGAGAAACAAUCCGUGGAUUAUACUUCAGAUGUUGAGUGGGAGGAAGGAGACACCCUUGAGAAAUUUGGGAUGCUAAGUAGUGACUUUCCCGGGGGGAAUGAAAUUGCUCUGUCAGAUGGUGUGUUGAAUGAUGAGAGUGAAGUUGAGUGGGAGGAAGGAUCUCUAGAUAUGCAUAAGGGUGGAUUAUCCUGCCCAUCUGGUGGGAGGAAUGGUUCUAAAGGUCACUUGGACGAAGAAGCUGAUUUUCAAGAAGCAAUAAGAAGAAGUCUCCAGGAUUUAAAACAGCGAAGGUCAGUUGAAGAAUCAUCUACAAGUGAUGCAUUCAAAAGAGUCAAUGGAGAAGGUACCAUGGAGACAAUUACUGAGCUAGAUUGGCGUGGAAAAAAUUGUUCCAAUGAUAAGAGUUCAGAACUUAAAGUUCUUCAUCAGCCAGAAGGACUUUCCAAAUCUGUUAGAUAUUUGAAGACAAACAAUGCCAUAGAUAGGGUUGAAACCAUAGAGGUCGAUAAUUCAUCAAAUACCCAAUUGGGCCCAAAAUGUAGAGAUAAUCAGACUCAGGGGAUGAUAUCGAAUUGGAAAGCACACUCUGACAUUGCAGAUACCAAUAACUGUUUAAAGACUCAGCCAAAAAGACCAGUUAUAGAUAAUCUGGUGCAAGGGGAAAUAUUGACUCGGAGAAUAGAUGCCGAGUCUGAAUUACAAGAUCUUGGUGGAAGUGGAAAUUUGAAACCAAAACUUACUGUGGAAAGUGGGACUGAUGUAGAAGAAACAGGGGAGCAUAUGAUUGAAGUGCAGACUUUGAAAACCAUCCCUGAGGUGGUGAAUGAAAGCUGUAGUUAUUCUGGUGUUUCGAAUAUGUUUGCAAGUCCAUCACCCAGAUCACCUAAUUUAAAUAUUUCAUGUGCUCAAGAAAAGAGGUUCCAAGCAGUAUCAGAUCAUAUAGGCAACUUUGAAGCGGGGAAAACAUCUCUACCGAUUAGUGACACUUGCAGUGCACAAAGACUAGAUGGGGAACAAAUACAUGAUGAAAUGGCAGGAAAGAGAGAGGAGCUCUUGGGUACCGCUGUUGAUGGGAAUAUCCAUAAGGGUCAUGUAGAAUUUGCACCUGAAAGUUUGGAAGAAGAGAUGAUUGCAUUAGGGGAGGAGCGUAAAGAAUUGGUAGAUGAGCAGAGGAGGCUUGAGCGCAAUGCAGAAUCUGUAACUAGUGAAAUGUUUGCAGAGUGCCAGGAAUUGCUUCAAAUAUUUGGCUUACCGUAUAUUAUUGCACCCAUGGAGGCUGAGGCUCAGUGUGCUUAUAUGGAACUUGUUGACCUGGUAGAUGGUGUGGUCACUGAUGACUCUGAUGCAUUCUUGUUUGGUGCUCGAUGCGUGUACAAAAAUAUAUUUGAUGAUCGCAAAUAUGUUGAGACGUAUUUAAUGAAGGACAUCGAAAAUGAGCUUGGAUUAGAUCGAGAGAAAUUAAUCCGUAUGGCUUUGCUGCUUGGAAGUGACUAUACUGAAGGUGUGAGUGGGAUUGGUAUUGUCAAUGCUAUUGAGGUUGUAAAUGCAUUUCCCGGGGAAGAUGGUCUUCGGAAGUUUCGGGAGUGGGUUGAGUCUCCUGAUCCUACCAUUUUAAAUAAGGUUGAUGUCCAAGGAGGAUACAGCUCUAGCAAUAUUCUGCAGCCUGUUGAUGGUGAAAAGAUAAAGCAGACUUUCAUGAAUAAACAUAGAAAUGUUAGCAAGAAUUGGCACAUUCCCUCAUCUUUUCCAAGUGAUGCCGUAGUUUCAGCUUAUGACACUCCACAAGUUGAUAGGUCUAAAGAGGUCUUCUCUUGGGGAAAACCAGAUGUAUCUGUACUUCGCAAGUUAUGUUGGGAGAAGUUUGGAUGGACCAUCCAGAAGACAGAUGAGUUGAUAACACCUGUACUGAGGGAGUACAAUAAACAUGAGACACAACUUCGCUUGGAAGCAUUCUAUGCUUUCAAUGAAAGAUUUGCAAAAAUACGCAGUGCAAGGAUAAAGAAGGCAGUGAAGGGUAUGACAGGCAACCACUCAUUGGAAUUGUUUGAUGAUGCUGCAGAAGAUACACCUGCAAGGAGAAGGAAGCAAAAAGUGAAACCUAAUGUUAAUGAGAAGAGGACUAUAUUAGAAAGUGGUUCGAUGGGAGCAGAUUCAGGUGAUGAUGAGAUUAAGAAUGCAAAAAAUUCAUCUGCAAAGAAGCCAAGAAAAAGGAAGGGAGAUCUUUUACAGAGUGAAGGGGCAGCUAGAAGAUCGGGAGGCAGUGAAGAAUCAAAUGCUAGGCAAAGACUCAAACGAGGCAAGAGAAGUCUCUCUCUUCAGAAGGGACGGAAGAGUAAGAGUUCUUGUUCGAGAUCUAAAGAAACCAGUUCUGCUGAUGAAACUAGCAGUGAUGGGGAGCAAGAGAUUGAUAUUGAGAAGGUUGAAGCAUCACACACAAGAAGGUCAGGGAGGCCACGGAAAAUUGUGAGUUAUGCUGAUGAUCUAGAAGAUGAUGAGUAUAACAAAGUUGCAAAGGAGCCAACAGAAAGAGAGACGUUGGACGGGACAGAAAAAGAAUCAGACACUGUUCAAAUGGCUCAUGAUGAUAAUAACAAUCCUGGGGAUCAAUCAUCCAAAGAUUACCUUAAGUUGGGGGGUGGGUUUUGUUUGGAGGAAGAAGCUGAUGAUACAAACCCAGAAUCUGGGGAUGAUGACACAAAUAGACUGGAGAACUCUGGUUUUUCCCACCAGGCUCAUAAUGAAGACGAAGAUAUUGAAAUAGGUCUAAUAGAUCAAUCGGUUGCCAGCAGAUCAAGGGAAGAAGAGAUAAUGAUGCGUGCUUCGGAAACUGAGAAUGAAGAUGGCCUUGUGGCAGUAAAUUCUCAGGAAAUCAGUAUGGAAGAUGCUUUAACAUCUGGUGGGUCUGUAAGAUCUCUUCGUGCAAUGCCGAACUUAAGAAGGAAAAGAAAGAAGGUUUGAUGUUCUUCCUUCCGCCGUUUUUUAUAUACGUAUAAAUGUUGAUUUAUGAUUGUUUUGGUGGUUAUUACUUGCAGUUUGAUGUUCUGAUAUUGAGUCGGGAAUUAUUGAAAAAUGUUUUUUUUGUUGCUUCUCUGUUUUUUCCUAUUUGGUGUAGAGAGUAAUACUGCAGAUCUUUUUUUUCGGAGCUUAUUCUUAUGGAUGAAAAGAACCAGAAAUCAAUGAACACAUGCACAAACAGUCUAGCAUUAGGAACACAUGCAUGUGUGACAUUUAUUUUAUUAAAUGUGCAAUGAAAUAAAUUAAUUAAUCUUUG